This is a messenger RNA of Bufo bufo (common toad), 2923 nucleotides long. RefSeq names its product oocyte zinc finger protein XlCOF28-like. Gene Ontology annotation, biological process: regulation of DNA-templated transcription. NCBI's taxonomy places the organism in Eukaryota, Metazoa, Chordata, Amphibia, Anura, Bufonidae. The transcript is spliced from 4 exons. Bases 925 to 2829 code for a protein of 634 amino acids. The record is from RefSeq and is a predicted model, not a curated record.
AGUUUCUCUCACUGACUGUCGCCCGAAACCAUUGUCUUCUAUUCGUUUUUUACAGAACAAACUGGUAUCAGAACCCAUCCAAACUGGGCUUCUUCAUCGGGGCGCACGGUUCCGGGUUGGCAGUGGAAAUGGAUUUUUCAAGACUUUGUGGUUAUUUGCUUAUCAGUAAGAGCUCAUUCAUCACACGUGAGGCCGGGGCGGCAUUUUAUAUUAAAAAUGACAUGAAAAAAUUGUUAUAAAAAAAAAAAAGGAUGAUCAAAACAUUGGUGUCAAAUACCACCCCAUGUUAAUCUGCGCCCCCCAAAAACCACACCCAAUUCUUUACCCCUGUAAACUUGUCUCGUAUUUUUUGUGGCGACCCAAACAGCGAUACAAGAAAGAAAACGCCACAAAGAAAAGCUCAAAAAAUGUUUGGCGGAAAACUGCAGCAUUUCCAGCAGCGAAGUGGAUGAGAUUUUACUGAAAAAAAUCUGCAGGAAAAACUGUAAAAAAAUAAAUAAAUAUACCUAGAAUUUCACGAUACCUAGAAUGUUAGACAAAAUUCUAAAAAAAAAGGGCACAAAUGACAUCAUUGACUGUAGACUUCUGGCUUCAUGACUUCUGUAAAAAUGCAAAAAAAAAAAACUCUACGUGAAAGACCUGAGGCUGAGUUCACUGGGAUCCACGCGUUCUGUCGGCCAUGGCAGAUUAGUUUUUUUUCUCAUGUUGUUUGGACUAUGUGCUCUGCUCUAUCUGUCCCCCUAUGGAGUGUGAAUGGAGCAGGGACGUUGGCUGACUUUGUACUAUGAGGCGGCGGAGCCUGCAAAGGAUUGUGGGGGUUGUAGUCCCGGCAGCCCUGUCAGCAGGAUGUAGUUGGUCAUGUGAUUUGUGCAGGGAGAGGAGCAGUCACCGGGAGCCUUAUGUGUGUCCUACAGAUGGUUCGUGAUGUCUGACGCAGCGCUGGGGAAGGUCCCCGUGUCCUUCGAUGAGGUGGCGGUAUAUUUCUCAGAGGAGGAAUGGCGCCAUCUAGAGGAGUGGCAGAAAAACCUGUACAGGGAGGUCAUGCAGGAGAACCUAGAAGUCGUGCUGUCUUUGGGGUACCAGUAUCCCCAGACCUCUCCCCCACCAAGGCUGCUACCAGAGGAAGAGGCGUCUAUUACCAAUUAUUUUGGAUUUCGUUUGGAGGAAGAACAAGAGGUGAAUGCAGAAGACAAAGAAGAAGCAGUGCCCAGCCAUCCGAAACUUCUAAUAAAUGGUAAAGAAGCCAGUGAGCCGAGAAAACCUCGAGACAAUAGGAAAGUGCACAGAUGUGUAGAUUGUAGGACUGUGUUCGGCAGCUGGACGCUCCUUGAAGAGCACAAGAAAAGCCAUAAGGAAGGAAAGGUUCGGAGAGAAGACCUGAGUAAAGUCGUAAAGCAAGCGCUAACCCUGCAGUCUGUACCCCCGGCAGGAAAGGUCUUCCAAUGUAAUAACUGCGAUAAAUCCUUCAGUAACCAGUCCGUCCUAUCUCUGCACCAGAAAACGCACACGGGCGAGAAGCUCUUUAAAUGCUCUGAAUGCGGCAAGAGCUUCCCGAAGAGGUGCCAACUGGUGAUGCACAAGCGAUGCCACAUAGAAGAAAGACCCUUCAAGUGCACCGAAUGUGAAAAGAGUUACACCCAACAAUCAAAGCUGAUUGAGCACCAAAGGACGCACACGGGAGAAAAACCAUUCAAAUGCCAUGAGUGUGGGAAAGGCUUCACCAAAAGGUCACACCUUAAGGAACAUCUGAGGAUCCACACGGGGGACAAACCGCAUAAGUGUGACCAGUGUGAUAAGACCUUCCAUUAUCCGUCAAAUCUGGUGGAGCAUCAGAGGACUCAUUCCGGUGACAGGCCAUAUCAGUGCACCGAAUGCGAUAAGAGCUUCAUCAAGAUGUCCAAACUCAUCGUCCAUCUCCGGAUUCACACCGGGGAAAGGCCUUACAAAUGCACGGAGUGCGACAAGAGCUUUAGCCAACAAUCCAACCUUGUGGUCCAUCAAAGGACUCACACAGGAGAGAAACCCUUUAAGUGUAACGACUGCGAGAAAACAUUUAGCUACCAUUACACUCUCAUGGUCCACCAAAGAACCCACACAGGGGAAAAGCCGUACAAGUGCAGCCUGUGCGAGAAAGCCUUCACGCAACACUCUAGUCUCAAACUUCAUCUUAAAGUUCAUGAGUCGCAACUACCAGAUGAGCCAGAUAAGACGCCUCCAUCAACUCCAGACCAAACAACGUGUUCAGCUGGAGCAACAAAGACUGUAGAGUGCAGGCCUCUAUCCGCGGAGCCACCAGCAACCGUCACAAGUUCCCCAGAUGUUGUACAGGACUGUGAGGACAAUUAUCUUCCACGCUCACCCUUGAGCGAGUACUUAGGUGCCCUUUUACUUCCAGAUAAGAAGUAUAGCUGCACCGAGUGUGACAAAUCAUUCCUAGAUAAGUCUAAGCUGGUGGUCCACCUCCGAACUCACACCGGGGAACGUCCUUACAAGUGUUCCCUGUGUGACAAGGCCUUCAUUCAAUGGUCCCGUCUAACAGAGCACAGGAAGACGCACACGGGAGAAAAGCCGUAUGUGUGCUCUGAGUGCGGCAAGAGUUUUCUUAAGAUGUCCAAACUGACUGUCCAUCGUAGAAUCCACACUGGAGAGCGGCCAUAUACCUGUUCAGAAUGUGGGAAGCAGUUCACUCAGCAGUCCAAUAUGGUGAUGCAUCAGCGGAUCCAUACAGGGGAAAGACCCUUUAAGUGCAAUACCUGUGACAAGUCGUUCCGCUACCAGUCGUCUCUCAUUAGGCAUCGUCGGGAUCACACGGGUGAUGCGGAAACCUAGCAGGUCCUAAGAGCUUGCUGCAUAGUCUUAGAGAUUUCAAGAACUGUUCAUGGUCUGUGUCUCAGGGUGGACAAUAAAAAGGCUUCAUUCAUUU